Messenger RNA from Aspergillus tanneri, 306 nucleotides. RefSeq lists its product as uncharacterized. The transcript has 2 exons. The coding region runs from base 1 to 306 and encodes 101 amino acids. NCBI's taxonomy places the organism in Eukaryota, Fungi, Ascomycota, Eurotiomycetes, Eurotiales, Aspergillaceae. The record is from RefSeq and is a predicted model, not a curated record.
AUGACUUCCUGGAACAACCGCGACAUGACCAACAACCUCCUCCUGCCGUACGUGGACUCCGCAAUGUCUCCGGAGGAGGUCAGCGCAACCCUAAAAACACUUCCCUUCGAGCGCAACAUCUUUAAGCUGGUCGCCAAUGCGCCCACCUUUUUCCCAACCUUCGUGAAACUUCUGAGCCGUGCUUGGUGGCCCCAGCGCAGCUUGCGCUCGAAGGACUGGCAACUGGUCGUCUUGUGCACCGCGUCCCUGCUCAAUGCUCCGUACGAGUGGGACGUCAAUGAGCCCGUGGCCCGGGUCCUCGGGUAA